AUGGCUGACCUCCACGGAAUCAUGGUGGCUCUGAUCACCCCCUUCACCGAUGAUCAAACCAAAAUCGACGAAGGCCGCCUUCAAGCCCAUAUCGAGCACCUGAUCAAGGCCGGCGUGCACGGUCUCGUACCAGGAGGCAGCACGGGCGAGUUCACAGUCUUGACAACCGCCGAACGCAAGCAGCUCACAGAGCUAUGCGUAAAGUUUGCCGACGGCCGUGUCCCCGUCGUCGCCGGCACAGGCAGCACAUCCUCUGCAGAAGCCAUUGAGCUAUCCAAGCAUGCUGCCUCGGUUGGUGCCGCCGCCGUCAUGGUCGUGCCACCCUUCUAUGACCCCGUUAACCUCGAAGAGCUACAUGAACUCCUUUGGGAGGUUCACACAGCCUCCAACCUACCAAUAAUGUUCUACAACAUCCCCGGCGCGUCAGGUCUGAAGCUCACACCAACUGAGAUCGCCGGUCUAUCUGCUGUCGGCGUGAAGUAUAUGAAGGAUACAUCUGGUGAUGCGCCUGCGCUUACGGAGUUGCUUGUUGGGCACUCUGAUAAGAUUACUGCAUUCAACGGCUGGGAUAGUCUGACUUUCUUUGGAUUGGCAUCCGGAGCCCCGGGCGGUGUCUGGGGUGCUGCGAACUUUCUUCCUGAGUUGGCUGUUGAGCUAUAUGAGGCUGUUUCAGUCCGGGGGGAUCUGAAGCGUGGUCGGGAGCUUUGGGCGAAGGCUUGGCCUAUUUGCAAGUUCUUGGAAUCGCACAACUAUUGUGGGUCGGUCAAGACUGGCGUUGAGUUAAUUGGCCAACCUACUGGUGGCUUGCGGAAGCCGUUUUCAUUGCUGAAGCCUGAGCUGCGAGAGGAGUUGAGACAGUUGAUUCAGAAUGCUGGUGUUAAAACUAUUUAA
Molecule: messenger RNA, 891 nt
Organism: Penicillium verhagenii
Lineage: Eukaryota; Fungi; Ascomycota; Eurotiomycetes; Eurotiales; Aspergillaceae
Product: dihydrodipicolinate synthase family protein
Exons: 1
Coding region: 1-891 (296 amino acids)
Biological process (GO): N-acetylneuraminate catabolic process
Cellular component (GO): cytosol
Molecular function (GO): N-acetylneuraminate lyase activity
Source: RefSeq, a predicted model, not a curated record